AUGUACGCCAGCUCCUUCAUCGCUCUCGCCCUCGGCGCUACCGCCGUCUCUGCGGCCGCUUUCCCCAACGUCCAGGCCAGACAGGCGGUAUGCGAUUUAUGCGACUUCGCCAACCUUCCUAGCAGCCUUGACUGCCCGGCAAACGGCGGUGUUCACAUCACCGACAAAGAACUUGCCGCUGCGAUCAAGGCCGCUGACAGGAGUCAACCACCGCGUGAGACUAGUGCAAGCAACCUUGCUACGUCGCACUGCAGCGGAGCAGAAUUCCGUGGCAUUCCUCUCUGGACCUCUGAUCUGCCCAAAGGAGCUGGUGGCGUUUACUAUGCUAUGGCGUCAAACGGUACCUUUUACUUUUGCGGCACAACUUCGGGAAGAGCCCCGAGCGGCUGGCCCGCCAGCUGCACCGAGAACAAAUAA
Messenger RNA from Bipolaris oryzae ATCC 44560, 417 nucleotides. RefSeq lists its product as uncharacterized. NCBI's taxonomy places the organism in Eukaryota, Fungi, Ascomycota, Dothideomycetes, Pleosporales, Pleosporaceae. The transcript has 2 exons. The record is from RefSeq and is a predicted model, not a curated record. The coding region runs from base 1 to 417 and encodes 138 amino acids.